CCUCACUGGUUGGCUACUUUCACAAUCCGGGUCGAAUGAACAGUAUGUUUGACAUAGGCUGCACAUCAAAAAUACAAGAGGUAUCUGGCAUAAUUUAGCUCUAAUAAUUAUGUUAACAUAACGACUAUCAUUUUCAAUACAUUUGGUUAAUAUAUUUACUUGAUGAUCUCUAGGCCUAUAAUCAAUAAAUCCUGACAUUUCCAAUAAUUAUUUUGAAUCUCACAACUCAAAUGAAGACCGGAGGUAAACAAGGCUUCAGCACACUAACCACCUUCAUCUUUUCGUAGUGUGCUGCCUCAGUCCGAACGUAAUAACCUGGUGACAACGAGGUUACUGCAUGGGAGGAAACGGAGAAGGAACGGGGAAAUAACGGACCAGUAACUCCAUCUGUGCGUUGGGCUGGAGAACAUUAGCAAGCAGCAGCAACAGCCCUGUACGAGGUCUCUACCCGGUGUCUGUCAUUACAAGCUGUGAGUAGCUAAUACAAGCUGCGCGCGCUCCGCAUCUCCGCUCUAUCCGGCCCUUUUCACUCAAGGCAUUCUCUGUGCGCACGUUACCAUGUAGCCAGACGCACAGAGUCGUUCCGCAUACAUCUAUUUGUUUUCUUGCGUAGACACAUUUUCAACGAUCUCGAUCUUUUUUACAAUUUAUUUCAGCAUGAUGGCAAAUGAUCAAAGGUUGGUUAUUUUGAAAGGUGAAUUCAAAUGGCAGAGAGCUGUCAAACCUCGUUUCGGCUGAACGUGUUGGAGAGGUGUUUGAGAAGCUUUCAUAGUGGGAAAUGAAGACCCAUUGAACUCAGAUAAACGGAAUAAAGUUUAACAUUGGAUUAUAUUUAAUCGAUUUUAAAGGUGGGAUGUCAUAGUCAGAGUUCCUUGGAUAUCUGAGAGACAUUGAGGAACCACCAGAGCCACCAUGGACUCCUGGGUGUUCCCCUCCACGCUCCCCAACAUAACCGAAGAACCCCUGAUGUACGACAGCUUUAUUCUGGGCAACGAGUCAACGGAACCCAAUGGUACCUAUAUGGGCGACAACACGUUCAACCAGACCAGCACCAUGGUCAUCACCUUCCUCUACUUCCUGGUGUGUGGUAUCGGUCUCUGUGGCAACGCCCUUGUGAUCUACGUCAUCCUGCGCUACGCCAAGAUGAAGACGGUCACGAAUAUUUACAUCAUGAAUUUGGCAGUCGCAGAUGUUCUGUUCAUGUUGGGGUUACCGUUCAUCGCCAUUCAGCUGGCGCUGGUCCACUGGCCGUUCGGUGCGGUGCUGUGCCGCGUGGUCAUGACCGUGGACUCACUCAACCAGUUCACCUCCAUCUUCUGCCUUAUGGUCAUGAGCAUCGACCGCUACCUGGCCGUGGUGCACCCCAUCCGGUCCACCAAGUGGCGCAAGCCACGUAUGGCCAAGACCAUCAACCUGGCGGUGUGGGGGGUGUCACUCCUGGUCAACCUGCCUAUCAUAAUCUACAGCGGUUUAAUCACCAAGCACAACAGUUGCUUCUGUACCAUCGUGUGGCCGGAGCCUGAGGAGGCCUACUACACCGCCUUCAUGUUCUACACCUUCGUCCUGGGUUUCUUCCUCCCGCUCAUGGUCAUCUGCCUGUGUUACCUUCUCAUCAUCAUUAAGGUGAAGUCGUCAGGGAUCCGUGUCGGGUCCACUAAGAGGAAGCGCUCGGAGAGGAAGGUGACCCGCAUGGUGUCCAUCGUGGUUGCCGUGUUCGUCUUCUGCUGGCUGCCCUUCUAUGUCUUCAAUGUGACGUCGGUGACAGGAACCAUCUCCACCACGCCCUUCCUGAGGAGCACCUUUGCCUUCGUGGUUGUCCUGGGUUACGCCAACUCGUGUGCCAACCCCAUCCUUUACGCGUUCCUGUCGGAGAACUUCAAGAAGAGCUUCCAGAACGUUCUGUGUCGGAAGAAGGUGGGCGGCCUGGAUGUGAUUGAGCGCAGCGACAGCAAGCAGGACAAGUCGCGCAUGAUGAAUGACCCCACGGAGACUCAAAGCACGCUGCUCAAUGGAGACCUGCAGACCAGCAUUUGAUGCUUGUUAAUUCUAACGCAUCCCAUAUGUGUGAUCUAUACAGACAUCUUUGAUUUCACAUCAACUCUCCCUCACCCUCACAAGCUCAUCACACACAAACAAAUACAAAACACACACACACACACACACACACACACACACACACACACACACACACACACACACACACACACACACACACACACACACACACACACACGUGUUUCUGCAGGUGGAAUUGGUCAUCCUGACCUGUUAUCAUGCCCUAUGAACAGCUCACAUAUGGAGAGUGAUUGUAGUUUAUCUCAUGGUGUGAUAUUUUGUAAGCAUUUUCUUCUCCCUGUGGACGAGGUGAAAAAAUGCCAAAGGAACUAAGCCCUCAUGGUGUCUGCUCCUCAACGGCUGGUAUCACGUUCUUUAUGUCUCAUAUCUCUGUUUACCAACUCUCUCUUUACUUUCUCAAAAGACAUACAAUGACAUGACAUUGGGUUUUCCUGGUCGUAAAACCCAUACAUUGUGAUAUAUUCAUAAAGGAGAGAAUACUAACUGUAGUUGUGACUUUGCUUUCUGGUGUUUGGGUGGAAAGCUGAAGACGUGUACUGAGUGUAUUGACGCUAGUAGAUAGUGACAGGAUCAUGUGAGGACCAGAACAGGGUUGUGUUCAUUAGGCCCCAAAUGGAAGAAAAGGGACUGAAACCGGGAAGUGCUACCUGAACUUGUCUAAUAAGAAACAUGUGUUUUCCUCUGCAGAGCAUUUUGACAUGUUGUGUCCUGAUAAGUCCUAGACCGUUACCUACGGUUACUGAUUGACAGCAGAUGAGACUUAACCAUGGAGAACAAGGAUUCCCUGCACAUACGUUUACACUAGCAGGGAGAACCUCCACCUCAAUCUGUAUCUUUGUCACAUUGUCCUGUAGCCGAGAUAAAUAACAGACUAGGACGUAGGAAGUAUGCCAAAGUGAGACUAGGACUAUAGCAGACUCACUGUGUGCGUAUUGUCUGUUUACAAAGAUUGUGUGUCCAAAAUGGUGGGCUCUGCAGAAUGUGGAAUUAGUAACAUGCCUCUAUUCUUAGAUAGAGUAUUACUUAACACAACAGUGAGCAGCAGGCCACAUCACCUCUGGAUCAUUACACCAAGGUGUAGUUUGGUUAUCUAAUGACUUACUACAGAGAGAGGAGGAACAGUAGAGAUACUGGAACUACUUUGAAAUGACAUAAAAACACAUGAUAUCCCAAAUGGUUAAGUUGCAAGCACAAGCCCUGCUGAGACCGAUGCUGUCCAAAUAUGGACUCUGUAAAGUCGGUUUAACGUUAUGGUUGACCUUAGUGCUUCUUUUUUUAAUCUCAGAAAGACACAUAUUUGCUGUGGACAAAUAUUCAGCAGUGAGUCAUGGACCAACAGCAAAGAGCUGAACAGAGUUACAGAGUUGGAAUCACAUGACCUAAUGAUGCCUCUAUGAAUGCACCCUUACUAUGUAGUUGAACAGUUUCUCUCUGUGUGUGUGAGAGAGUGAGUGUGUGUGUGUACACGUGUGUGUGUACUGUACAUACAGUGUUUUAUUUGAUACAGCAUUCAGUCCAAGGCCAUGAUUUGUUAAAGUGUAGAAUGAGUAGAUAUUGUACCCAAUAUGGAUACCAGGUGACCUCACCAGGAAAAACUCAAGGCCCAAAUUAUUAUUCUAUCCCAGAGUGUUUCUUGGUUGGGUUAUUAUUAUUAUUAUAGCCCCGUGUUUCUUGGUCAGGUCACAUGAGCAGAAAGGGUGCAGAGUCCUACUAUAGAGAGGAAUGCUGACAUGUUGUUAUAUUGACGAUAUUAGCAUGGCAUCGACCAAGGCUAAUCACUAACCAGACUGCUGCUAGACUCUAUAGACUCCAACGUGUGCUGUAAUUGUCAAGUCAACAUUGUUAUGUCGUGGUUGAGAAUCAAUUUAUUCAUUUUUUGUCUAAGCUGAAUAGAACUGUUUGGUAGUUUAGAUAGCAAAGACAAUGCAUUUUUCAAUCACUAUUGUCCAGUCCGAUUUGAAACCAUCACGUCACGUUUCACGUCAUUCAUAAAUUGUUGCUCUUGCUUUUAUGUUGCUGUUACAGAAUAAUGUCCAAGAAAGACCAGUCUUUGCUUCAGCAGGUAUUGAAUAAUGUAGUGUUCUUCAUUGCUGAAAAUUAAGCAGCGCUAACCUGUUUCUCUGUCAAGCAACAUUUCUUCAAAGCCCAAAGAACAAAUCCACAGUCUGAUCAGUUACAGAUCAAAAUGGCAGUUGUCAAAAACACUGCAGGUCAUGCUACAAACACCGAUAAAUCUCUACCGCAUCGUGGAUUCAUUAUUUGAAAUAGUUACCCUUAGUUUGGCAGCUGUUUGACCUGCAACUGACCCACAUUUUAUAGCUGGUCUUCAGGCUUGCCGAGUCAUGUCGUGUUUGAAAUGCUGAGCUCAUCACAGGCUACCCAGGCCUAGGGCAGGACAAUCACCCACCUACCCCACACUGUCUGUGAGGUCAGCUCUGGCACGCUGGCAUAUGGAGCAUUACCACUGGGCACACACUGGUUCAAUCAAUGUUGUUUCCACGUCAUUUCAACGUGGAAUAGAUGUUGAAUUGACGUCUGUUCCCAGAGUGCUCUCGCUUUGGGAGGUCAGAGGUCACGCUGAGGCCUCCAGUCUGAGCAAUGUGAAUUUGAGAAGAGCUAGAAAACAUUGUACCCCUGAAGGGGUGCAGCAGUGUUCCUCCUACUACCCAUCAUCAUCAUCAUCAUCACUCCCUUCCCCUACUCCCUAAAUCUCACAGGUAUAACCUGUGGAUGGAUCUAUGCCUAUAUAGUAGUGUGUACUAUACUGUAGAUCUAGCUAGAACAGUCAGUAUACAGCCUUCUCGUCAUAAAGGGUCACCUGACACAAAGUUCGUCAUAGACAUGCUGCCCAAUUUGCCUUAGUUUGUCCCCUGUUCAGGCUCUGGCGCCACACUCCUAUGUGCGUGUGUGUGUGUGUGUGUGUGUGUGUGUCUGUGUUCGUCUGCCAUGCAUGAGUGCGUGUGUGUUUUGUGGGAAUGCUAUGUGUGUGUUUUGUGUAUCUAUACAUGUUUCUGUGUGUGUGUGCGCGUGUGUGUGUGACAAAACAAGCCUCCCACCCCUAGGCCUCAGCAUCCCAUCCUCCAUUCUGUCUCCUGAACAAGAGAAGCGUACAGUAUGAGUGAUUCAACCCUCUCUUAACAGUCCUGAAGACACAUGAUGACUGUUUCAAAUACAUCCAACUCAGACAUUUCACUGAUGAGUUCUGGUAGGUUCUUUUAUAUAUAUGACAUACAUACUGUACAUACACACACUGGACAGUUUAUUAGGUACACCUCCAUGUUCACAUGGCUUGCUAUAUAAAACCAAAAGCCAGGCACAAAGGUAUUCAGUUACUGUUUGAUUGAAUGUUAGAACAGGCAAAACAAGUGACCUAAGCAUCUUUGAGCGCGGUAUGAUCGUUGGUGCCAGGUGCGGCGAAUCUGGUAUCUCCGAAACAUUCGCCCUCCUGGGCUUUUCACACCCGACAGUGUCUAGGGUGUAUCGAGAAUGGUGCGACAAUCAAAACACAUCCAGUCAGCGGCCGUCCUGUGGGCCAACACAGCUCGUUGAUGACAUCUGCAACAUUGAAUUAGUAAUUACAACAUUUCAUUUUAAAGGAUUUAUUUGGCUGUGUUUACACAGUCACACAAUUAGGAUAUUUUUCCCCAAUAAUUUGUCUUUUGACCAAUCACAUCAAAUCUUCUCACAUCAAAAGACCAAUUAGAGAAAAAAAGAUCACAAUUGGGGUGACUGUGUAAACACAGCAUCAGUAGCCUUGUCCAGAUAAUGCAUGCAUUUCUGCCAAACCCCUCUGACACUCAAUGUUGUCUUGUCAUGCCGUACAUGACAAACACAGUCAGAGAAGUUGGCUUAAGCACAUAGAGCUCUGUCCACAGCUACAUCAACAGGUAGAAAGAACCGUUAUAUAAACCACCGGAGGUUGGUGGCACCUUAAUUGGGGAGAACUGGCAUGUGGUAACGACUGGAGCGGAAUUAGUGGAACGGUAUUAAAUACAUCAAACACAUGGUCUCCAGGUGCCAUUGAUGCCAUUCCAUUUGUUCUGUUCCAACCAUGAUUAUGAGCCGCUCUCCCCUCAGCAGCCUCCUAUGAUAUAAACUAAUGUAUUGGAUUGUCUUUACAUUUUGAAUAUCAUCACAUUUUAUUUGGAAUUGACAGAGCAGUGGUUCCCAAUACUGUUACGUGUGAAGAAGAGCACAGGCUCCAUAAUCUGGCUUCAACCUCCAUUAUGAGUGGCCGCUGUAUCUCUGCUUCGCGAAAAACUUUUUCAUAGCUUUUUUGACUAUUUAAAAAUCUGACCAUGGCUUUUUUUAAACUUUUUUUUUUUACAUUUCUCAUGCUUAUUAGACUUCAUUUGAGAUUACAGUAUUACAUGCUGUUGUUCGUUUACAACCUGCAGUGGGUAAUAUAUUAGGACAGCAGCACAUUUUCAUCCAACCAUGGCACCCUGGCUUGGCUACAUUGUCUGUAGACCUUACAGAAUGGGGACAAUGACUACACAUCCUACAAGUGCUGACGUAAAUUGAUAUGUUAUUAGCUAUACAGCUAUACAGUUUCAGGCUGUUGUAGGACUGUUGCAAAUAGUUAGCCAAAAUUGUUAUUGUGAUAUAAAAGGGCAACUCUAGCCUCCAUUCACUAUCUGUGUCCAUUACUACUAUUAUGCUCAGUAGAUAGAAGUUGCCGGCUGCUAUGGAUGAUGGUUGAUUAUCUUACGUUGACCAUACUAGGACAUGCUCCCGUCCAUACUAGGACAUGCUCCCGUCCAUACUAGGACAUGCUCCCGUCCAUACUAGGACAUGCUCCCGUCCAUACUAGGACAUGCUCCCGUCCAUACUAGGACAUGCUCCCGUCCAUACUAGGACAUGCUCCCGUCCAUACUAGGACAUGCUCCCGUCCAUACUAGGACAUGCUCCCGUCCAUACUAGGACAUGCUCCCGUCCAUACUAGGACAUGCUCCCGUCCAUACUAGGACAUGAUCCCGUCCAUACUAGGACAUGCUCCCGUCCAUACUAGGACAUGCUCCCGUCCAUACUAGGACAUGCUCCCGUCCAUAUUAGGACAUGCUCCCGUCCAUACUAGGACAUGCUCCCGUCCAUACUAGGACAUGCUCCUGUGCAUAUUAGGACAGCUUCCUAAUAGGACAAUGUAUCACCUACCCUCAAGCAUUACCACCAAGGGAGACAAGAUCUGACCCUGUAUCAGUGGUUAGGGACAACUUCUACCCACUCCACUCUUCUCAACUAGAGUCUGUUGCUGAAUGGUUUCAUUUGUUUGCCUCUGUACAAGGAAUUAGUGUUGCUCAGGGGCAUUCUCUCGCUCUGAUUCCAUUUUACCAUUAUGUCUUGUUUUUGUACAAAAUAUAUAUUUAGCAUUGUUAAUAUUAUUGCUGUUCCUUAGAAAUAUUGUUCCUUUGUUUGCUCAUAAAAUAUUGCAGUUGCA
Messenger RNA from Salvelinus fontinalis (brook trout), 7513 nucleotides. RefSeq names its product somatostatin receptor type 2-like. The transcript is spliced from 3 exons. Gene Ontology annotation, cellular component: neuron projection; membrane. The record is from RefSeq and is a predicted model, not a curated record. The coding region runs from base 913 to 2034 and encodes 373 amino acids. Gene Ontology annotation, molecular function: neuropeptide binding; somatostatin receptor activity. Gene Ontology annotation, biological process: cellular response to glucocorticoid stimulus; cellular response to estradiol stimulus; neuropeptide signaling pathway. Lineage: Eukaryota; Metazoa; Chordata; Actinopteri; Salmoniformes; Salmonidae.